This is a messenger RNA of Polychytrium aggregatum, 2127 nucleotides long. RefSeq lists its product as uncharacterized. The record is from RefSeq and is a predicted model, not a curated record. Bases 1 to 2127 code for a protein of 708 amino acids. NCBI's taxonomy places the organism in Eukaryota, Fungi, Chytridiomycota, Chytridiomycetes, Polychytriales. The transcript has a single exon.
AUGCAGGACCGCCAACGCGCCAGCCCUGAGGCCCUGUCGAUCCAACAACUCUGCAGAGAGCUGCUCGAUCUCAAGAAGGAAUUCUGCCAUCGCAUCGACUCGAUCGUGCUGCGAUACGGCGGCGUGCAUGCGUCCGGUUCCGUCUCAGUCCCACAAGACCUAUUGCCGGAAACCACCACGGCUCGUUCGCACCACAAAUCCGCUGAACACCGCUCCCACAACCACCACCAUGGCCACCACCAUCAUCAACAGCAACAGCAGCAGCAACAGCAGCCACAUCCAUUGUUGCCGUAUUCUCAAAUCAGCCACUCGGUCCAGGCAGCGCCACUGGAAGACCAGGACCUUUCCGCAUCGAUUGAAUGUGAAGAUGACGACGAUAAUGUGGAUGCCGAUGAUGCCAACUGCCCCGAUGACGGCAACGAAGCCGACGACGACAGUGGCCUCAGCAGCACCGUCCAGGAGCUGAUCCGCCAGCACCGAGAGCUCGAAAAGGCCGCCCAGUCGGAGCAGCAGCUCGUCUUUGUCGAGCCCGCAGUGUCGUCCAUGCUCCGCAACUGUCUUCCGCAGUACCUCGGCCAGAUCCCUGUAUACAAGCUCCCCCGAUCGGUGCUGACCCGCAUCGUCGCAAUGCUGUUCUCGCCCGUCGACGUCCAGAACCUCCUCAAGGCCCUGCGGCUGCAUCCGCUGCUCCUGACAGACCUUGGGUGGUCGGCGCCACCGGACGCCGCGGGCUCUUCGUCGCUGUCGGCACCACUCUCGUCCAUACCGGAUAUCCCGGGCCCCCAGCUUCGGGACGACGAGCCUAUCGGUCAUAUCAUCAUCAAGGCCCUCAAGUUCACGCCACCCAGCAACAUCGCCGCCUCGCUCUUGCUCAGCUCUCAUGCCGCAGCCGCCUCUCUCUCGGUCGAGCUCGAUGCUCUCAAGCGCAAGGCCUCCCACCCGCCAGCACCCGACCUCGACCUUUCCCACGCAUCUGCCCUCUUCCCCAUCCCAUCCGCUGUCCCUGGCAUGCAGCUGUCUGCCCUGGCUGCUGCCUAUCCCGUCGGCCAGAUCCUGCAUCACCUGCAGCAUUCUCGGGCCUUACUCUCCGCGGCCCGUCCCACCAGCCAAAGUAAGCGCCCCAAGAUCGACUCCCCGAAUGCAUCCAAAGACUCUGUUGGAUCGAGCAAAUCGCCCAGGCCCACGGGCUCGCAACAGCAACAGCAGCAGCAAUGGGUGUGCCACUACCGCGGAUGCGGCAAGAAACACUCGGGCGUGCCCGGAUCACACAACCACGCAAAGGACGGCCCCUCACUGCACGGCUCUCCGGCAUCGACUCCCGAUCGUCGCUAUCGCACCGUCGGUCGGUCUCAUGUGCAUCCAGGGCUCCAGCUGCAUCCAAGCCUGCACAAGACAGCGGGCAUCUCGAGGUCCACCCUGCAGCCCGAGGGCAUGGCCGCGCCUGUAUCUGUGUCUGUAUCUGUGCCUGUGCCUGUACCCGCAUCGGUGCCGAGGGACUUUAUGAUUGGACUGGACCAGGAUGGUGCUGGUGCUAGUGCUGGUGCUAGUGCUGGUGCUGGUGCUAGUGCUGGUGCCAGUGCCGGUGGUGUCGCAGCCUCGACAGAUGAUGGAUCGGCAUCCCACACCGGCUCCGAUAGCUUGGAUAUGGCCGCCCAUCUCGAUGACGACGCCGAGCUCGAGGCAGCAGUCCGGGCUGGGUUUGACGGGCACAUGGAGACCGAUAUCGAUGUCGACCUUUGUCCUGACGCUGGCUCUGAGCAUAAUCCUGAGGCUGACCAGGAUCCGGACAAUGACCAAGACCAAGACCAAGAACAGGACCAGGAACAGGACCACGGUCAGGAUCAUCACCAAGACCAAGACCACGACCACAGCCACGGCCACGGCGGCCAGUUUCGGUGUCAUAUCGUGGGCUGCGACAAGAGCUACAACACCACGGCGGGCCUGCGAUAUCACCUCAAGGCCACCCACAGCGCCAUCACCGACCGCGCCCAGAAGCUGAAGAAUCGUGAGAUGAAGUACUGCUGCCACAUCUGCGACAAGUGGUUCGGCACCGCUGCUGGCUUGCGAUACCACAACAAGGUCGCUCAGCACCUCCACCACCAUCAUUCUCACCCCGAUCGCAAAUAA